Molecule: messenger RNA, 855 nt
Organism: Lonchura striata (white-rumped munia)
Lineage: Eukaryota; Metazoa; Chordata; Aves; Passeriformes; Estrildidae
Source: RefSeq, a predicted model, not a curated record
AUGCCCCGCGUGUCACCCGGGGAAACACCGAACUCGGGGAUGCGCAGCUCCGCUCCGCGGGGAUGCGGGGCCCGGGGGGGCUCCCGGGGCCGCUGUCAGGCACCGCCCCGGCCCCGGUACCGAGCGCGGCUCCCAGGCUCCCGCACCCCGGGGGCUGAACGGCCCCGGGCCCGCCGCCGCCGCUGUCAGCGGGCCCCGCCGCCAGCGGGGAUCCCCCGCCCCUCGCCGCGCUCCCUGUCAGGGCUCCCCGUGCCUCCCGCUCCGCCAGGGGCUCCCCCGGCUGUCACGGACCCGCCGCCCCGCUCCCCGUCCGCUUCCACGCCGCGCUCCGGGCCCUACCGGGGAUCCCCCCCCGCCGCCCCCGGGGAUCCCCCGCCGUGGCCGGGGAUACCCCGGCGGCCGCCACCGCGCCCGGAGCGGGGAUGCGGCGCGGCGGGGAUCCCGGGGGGGAUGCGGGCGGGCUGCGAGGCGGCCCCGCCGAGGAUCCCAGCGCGCCUCCCCUCCCCCCGGGCCGCGGGCCUGAGGCGGUCCCGCUCCCCCGCCCGCUCCUCACCGUGUCAGCGGCAGCGCGGCCGGGGCCGAGCACGGGCUGCUCCGCGCCGCAUCCCCGCGGCCGCCCGGGCGCGGACGGGGCCGGGGAGGGACCGGGACCGAGCGGCCGCCGCGGCGGGGCCUGAGCCGAGCGAGGCGGCGGAACCAAAAUGGCGGCGGCUCCUGCUCCGCCGCGAGCGAGCGCACGGCCACGCCCCCCGCCGGCCACGCCCCCUCCGCGCGGCCACACCCCCGCGGGCAGAGGGCGCGGCGGCCACGCCCGUUGAUUGGCUACGCCCACCGCUUGGCCACGCCCAUGUGUGA